AUGAGCGCCCUCAAGAACGUGAUCGAGCCUGGUUCCAUAGUACUUGUCUUCACUGCAGGCGCUCUUAUCAACAGACGCCGUACCAUCCGCGAUAGCGAUGGAGAUGUUUACGCGCCCUUGCUCCCGCCCUCGCACUACUCGGACAACACUCACGUCCGCAAGAAAAACCUCAUAUCACUCUUCCUAGCAAAAUUUCCGUUCCUGGUAGAGAUAUGGUACUGGAACCUUAUAUACUGGGUGUACCAACUCGCGCGCGCCCUAACCGCAACCCUCAUCCGCAACAACGAUGCCGUCUUCGCCCAGGCCGAAGCCCACGCCCUCACCAUCCUCUCCCUCGAGAAGCGCCUACACAUCGCCGUCGAACUCGCCGUCCAGAAAUACAUCCUCAACCACCACCCCUGGCUCAUGCCCAUCCUAGCCACGAUAUACUACUCGCACAUCACCAUCGGCGCCAUCUUCCUCGUCUACACCUACACCCACCUCCCCCCACCCACCUACCGCACCAUCCGCCGCACCCUCGCCUCCAACAACCUCCUCGCCUUCCUCCUCCUCUCCGCCUACCGCGUCUCCCCGCCCCGCCUCCUCCCCCCCUCCUACGGCUACACCGACGUCCUCCACCCGGGUACCGACUCCGGCUCCGGCUCCGCCUGGACCAACAACCGCUUCCAGCUCACCAUCGCCGCCAUGCCUACGUUUCGCGCCGCACGCGUGGGUGAGGGGCCUGGCGCCGCUGUGGCCGAUCGCGAUGGCGCUGACGGUGGUGGCGACGGCGAAUCAUUGGGUGGCGGAUGUGCUGGUGGGGGCGGCGGUGCCGGUGGCGGGGUGGGCUGGGAGUCGCUGGUGGGUGGUGCUGUUGGGCGGGGUGGAGCGGUGGGGGUGGGGGUGGGGUGGGAGGGGGGCGUGGGGAGGGAGGGGGAUAGGGAUGGGGAUGGGGAUGGGGAUGGGGAUGGGGAUGGGGAUGGGGCGGAGGGAAGGUGGAAGGAUGAUGGGGAGGGGGAGGUGGAGGCGGAGGGGUAG
Diplodia corticola is the source of this 1017-nucleotide messenger RNA. RefSeq lists its product as uncharacterized. The coding region runs from base 1 to 1017 and encodes 338 amino acids. Gene Ontology annotation, biological process: sphingolipid biosynthetic process; inositol phosphoceramide metabolic process. The transcript is spliced from 5 exons. The record is from RefSeq and is a predicted model, not a curated record. Gene Ontology annotation, cellular component: inositol phosphoceramide synthase complex. Lineage: Eukaryota; Fungi; Ascomycota; Dothideomycetes; Botryosphaeriales; Botryosphaeriaceae. Gene Ontology annotation, molecular function: inositol phosphoceramide synthase activity.